Talaromyces proteolyticus is the source of this 2397-nucleotide messenger RNA. Its product is annotated as mitochondrial aconitate hydratase. Gene Ontology annotation, molecular function: 4 iron, 4 sulfur cluster binding; aconitate hydratase activity. The record is from RefSeq and is a predicted model, not a curated record. Lineage: Eukaryota; Fungi; Ascomycota; Eurotiomycetes; Eurotiales; Trichocomaceae. The transcript is spliced from 2 exons. Gene Ontology annotation, cellular component: mitochondrion; cytosol. Gene Ontology annotation, biological process: tricarboxylic acid cycle. Bases 1 to 2397 code for a protein of 798 amino acids.
AUGGUGAGGCCGGUGGUUUGGCAGCGUGCGACAGCCAACCGCAAGGUUACAUCAUGUCUCCAAUCCAGAUCUGUCGCGUAUCGUCGCGGACUCGCUACAGCUGCCCCGAGUUCGCGUAUGCCACCAUACCCAAAAAUUCUCCGCGGCCUUGAAGAAGCACGACGCAUCCUAGGUUCACAACGUGCCCUUACCUUAGCAGAGAAGAUCCUGUAUUCGCACCUUGACAAUGCAGAGGAAUCGCUGCUCUCCAAUACAAACAACGGGCGAGAUAUUCGUGGGCAGGCCAAUUUGAAGCUCAAGCCAGACCGAGUUGCUAUGCAAGACGCCUCGGCCCAAAUGGCACUGCUACAAUUCAUGUCAUGCGGUUUGCCGUCAACCGCAGUCCCAGCCAGUAUUCAUUGCGACCACAUGAUUGUGGGUGAACGCGGUGCAGACAUCGAUCUUCCCGCUUCAAUUCAAGGCAACAAGGAAGUUUUCGACUUCUUGGAGUCAGCAGCUAACCGAUACGGAAUUGAGUUCUGGCCUCCUGGAGCUGGUAUCAUUCACCAGACUGUGCUGGAAAAUUACUCGGCUCCUGGGUUAAUGAUGCUGGGCACUGACAGUCAUACCCCCAAUGCAGGAGGUUUGGGUGCGAUUGCUAUCGGCGUUGGCGGCGCUGAUGCUGUUGAUGCCUUGGUUGAUGCGCCUUGGGAAUUGAAAGCUCCAAAAAUUCUCGGAGUCCGGCUUGAAGGUCACCUCAGUGGGUGGACAUCUCCCAAAGAUAUUAUUUUACAUCUUGCUGGCAAGCUCACCGUUCGCGGUGGAACUGGUUUCGUUAUCGAAUACCACGGCCCUGGCGUGGACACACUGAGCUGCACUGGUAUGGCGACUAUCUGUAAUAUGGGUGCCGAAGUUGGUGCCACAACAUCUCUAUUCCCAUUUUCUCCCAACCACGUUCCUUACCUCGAAGCGACGAACCGAGCGGCUGUUGCAGCUGCGGCCGCGGAAAUCGCUGCCACUGGUCCCCAGAGCCUGCUCAAUGCCGAUACAAAGGCCGAAUAUGACCAGUUGAUUACGAUCGAUCUGUCCACUCUUGAGCCUCACAUUAAUGGCCCCUUCACGCCAGAUCUGUCGGUCCCCCUUUCUGCAUUUGCGAACAAGGUGAGGGAGGAAAAAUGGCCGGAAACCUUUGGAGCUGGCUUGAUUGGCAGCUGUACGAACAGCUCUUAUGAAGACAUGACUCGGGCCGAGCACUUGGUUAAGCAAGCAUCCGCAGCUGGUUUGAAGCCAAAGGCCGACCUUUUUGUUACUCCUGGUAGCGAGCAAAUUCGUGCUACACUCGAACGGGAUCAAACGCUGUCAACAUUCUCUGCUGCAGGUAGCACAGUUUUGGCUAACGCAUGCGGGCCAUGUAUUGGUCAAUGGAAACGUACUGACGGAGUCGAGAAAGGCGAGGACAAUGCUAUUCUUACGUCUUAUAACCGCAACUUUCCAGGACGUAACGAUGGCAACCGACGAACGAUGAACUUCCUCGCAGCACCAGAAAUUGUUACUGCGAUGAGUUACGCAGGAAGCACCACAUUCAAUCCUAUGACUGAUUCUCUACCCACGCCUGAUGGCGGUUCGUUCCGCUUCCAACCGCCUCAAGGUUACAGCCUCCCAAGUGCCGGGUUUGAAGAAGGAAACCCGGAUUUUCAACCCAGUACAGCAGUGCCUGACCCUUCAGUUGAAGUGGUUGUGUCGCCUACCUCAGACCGAUUGGCGAUUUUGGAGCCAUUCGCCCCGUUCCCAAAUCAUGAUCUUACAGGUCUCAAGGUACUCUACAAGGUCAAGGGUCAAUGCACUACAGAUACUAUCUCAGCCGCCGGACCAUGGCUUAAAUACAAAGGUCAUCUUCCCAAUAUAUCCGCCAAUACCCUUAUUGGAGCAGUGAACGCUGCAACUGGCGAGACUAACGUCGCCUACGACGAAGCUGGUAAACAGCAUUCGAUUCCCGAGUUGGCCGAGCAGUGGAAGGCACAGGGAACAGAAUGGCUAGUUGUGGCAGAAGACAACUAUGGAGAAGGAAGUGCGCGUGAACAUGCCGCGCUGCAACCUCGGUAUCUUGGUGGACGUAUUAUCGUGGCCAAGAGUUUUGCUCGCAUUCACGAGACCAACCUGAAGAAACAAGGAGUGGUUCCAUUGACCUUUUCAGACCGCGCAGACUAUGAUCGCAUUGACGCGUGUGAUCAAGUCGAUGCUGUUGGCUUGCAUGAUUUGCUAACAUCUGGUGGUUCUGGAGAAGUGACUCUGAAGGUGACCAAACAGAAAACUGGAGAGACCUUUACUAUUCCAGUGAAGCAUACUCUCAGUAAAGACCAGUGUAGCUUUAUUCUGGCUGGCAGUGCUUUGAACUUGUUGGCGAAGAAGGGACAAUAA